UGGGUGCGUCAACCAGUUGACAUAGGGUUUUGACGGUAUCGCAUAACUUAUUACUGAGACGGGAACCGACAGGUUUAAACUAUUAAUAACAGAAUAUAAAGUGCAUUCAGUUUAUUUUAUUCGCAAACAAGGCAUCAUUUUGACGAGGCUCUCGAUUUUGUUCUGUUUUCAGUGAAAAGAUAAGAAAAUGAAAUCUCUUUUUAAAAUUUGGACCCUGGAUCGUAAGAAAAAAAGCUUCAUUGUUGUUGAUGAUGAGGAGAGUGGCGAUUUGUAUGCCGAACUUAUUUUAAAAGCCUCCGCAAAGUUCGGAAUUAAUGGGUCAUCAUUGGUCUUGGAAGAAGAUGGAACGCCUAUAGACAACGAAUGUUUAAGUUUUGUUAAAGAAAAAACUUUUACUUUAUUGGCCAAGGAUGAAAAGUGGUUCAAAAUAUCGUCCGAGUGUGGCAGUACAUCAUCUUCAAUGGCUACUACCGUAACUGUGGAAUCCGACUAUUCGAAACUCACAGCCUCGGACGCAACGGGUAAUUCUUCUAUAGAAAUAACAACAGUUACUGAUUGUAACACCGAGUAUUAUUGGCACACUUUUGAAAUUCCUUAUGAAGCUCUAAGUGAGGAACAUAAGCAAUUACUGGAAAAAGGAGUGUGCCCUAAGCAAGUAAAAUCUAACUUGGUUCAUCUGAUUGUAAAUAAAAUGAGGUCGUUAAAAAAAAAUAUACCAAGCAAAGCAUUCAAAAUAAUAAGCAAAAAAUUGAUUGACAAAUAUCCUGUGGCUCUAAGGGAUAUCGACGAGGAUGGAAUUGUGUUAGGAGAUGGAACGCAUUCUCUUAUGCACAAACUACAGGAACGCAACAAUUAUCUAAACAGGCCGCAUAAAAAUACUAAUUUGCUUUCUGAAAAUCCAGUUAAAACAAAAAAAAGACAAGUUAGUGCAAGUGCAGGUUGCACUAAUUGGUCUCCUCAGUUACCAGCUAUAUCAGAAGAAUAUAAAAGCCGGGAAGAAAUUUCAUCGAUAACAGAAGAAAAUUUUGUAGAUGUAAUGGAAAAAAGUUAUGCCGAACAAAGGCAGUUUCUGAACAGGCUUCCCCCACCAUCCAUAACAGAAAUACAAGAGGAUUGGCCAAUUCUUCUUUCUAAAAAGGCAAUUUUUUGGCACUUUUCAAAACUAACAAGCUGCGAUAUACACUUAUUAGAUCAGAGUAAAGGAAAAAUUGAAAAGCUAGUACGCUAUUGCCAAAAAACUACUAAGGGUAAUGAAAAUUCUAAUCCUGACACAGAACCCAUUAAUGAUCUUUUUCUCCAACUCUUAAAAGAAUUAACUCAAAGAUUUAAGGAAAAAUUGGAUGAAAUUUACGUUAAAUUUGAUAAGAAUCUAUUUGAAUUGGUUGAAGAAGAUUUGCCUAUCACACCCGUCAUUCUUCAUAUACAAAAUGACAAUAUAUCUCAUUUUUGGAUAUAUUUGGAAAAACAACAAAUAUGUAGCGAGGGAUACGAAGCCCUGGAAGAAGCUUUCAAAGUACUUUUUGCGAUCUUUUUCAAUUUAAAUAUUAAAUAUCCACCAAAAACAUACGUAACGCUGGAACUCAUACAACGCUACAUAUUUAAAAUCCACCCGGACACUGGAUCAAAAUCCAAGAAUGUAGCAGCAACGAAAAAAAAGAUUUUUUCAUUGUUAAAUAAACUUGCAUAAUUUAUAAUAACUAAAAAAAAAAUUAUUCAUUAAGAAUGUUACUUUGUUUUCAUUUUUUUAUGUUUUUUUAUUAACAAUGAAUAGAGUUUGACUUCUGUUGAUUUUUCAUAAUUUUUAGAAUAAAUAUACACAAAAAUUUAAGUACUCUUAACUGUAGAAAUGAUAUUUGGUUGUAUCAACUUUUGUUAAUAGUCUUUUAAACUAUUAAAUAAGGAGUUCUCAAAAUAUUAAUAAAAAUUUAUUUUUUUUAUUUUUAAAUGUAAUUAUUCUAAAAAUUAUUUCCAAUUGUUAAGGAUGU
This is a messenger RNA of Anthonomus grandis grandis, 1985 nucleotides long. RefSeq lists its product as uncharacterized. The record is from RefSeq and is a predicted model, not a curated record. NCBI's taxonomy places the organism in Eukaryota, Metazoa, Arthropoda, Insecta, Coleoptera, Curculionidae. Bases 188 to 1687 code for a protein of 499 amino acids. The transcript has 5 exons. Gene Ontology annotation, biological process: apoptotic process.